AUGGGAAAUGAAGCUGCCACCCAAGAUGCGCUUUCAUCGCAUUAUCCAGGCGCAGAAGGCGCAACACAGAAGUUCAGUGACUUCAUCGUCGAUACCAAGUACGAAGAUAUCCCGCCACAUGUUAUUGCAAAGCUGCUGGAUCUGAUCAUUGAUCACAUCGGUGUGGGAGCGGGCGGCGGAGCUCAAUCAGAAUCAAGCAGCUACAUUCUCAAGGCCAUCGAAUCCUUCGCCGAAGGAUCGGUCGGUGAAAGCACCGUGUAUGGCAAGGGAAAGGUUUAUCCCAAGCACAUUGCCGCCCUAUUGAACGGCGCAUUUGCCCAUUCUUUUGAUUUCGACGAUACCCACGCUUCCGGCAUCGUUCAUCCUGGCGCGAGUGUCAUCCCAGCCGCCUUAGCACAGGCCGAAGCCUCCAACGCGUCAGGACCUUUACUACUGACUGGCCUUUCUGUCGGAUACGAAGUCGCAUGCCGCCUUGGCAAUGCGUUGUCGUCAGGUGGCUAUCCUAGAGGCUUCCACAACACAAGCACAGCCGGCAUCUUUGGUGCGACGGCGGCGAUUUGCAAGAUCAAAGGCUUGACAGCGGUUCAGAUCUACAACGCAUUUGGACUCGCCGGUUCCAAAGCAGCGGGCUCGAUGCAGUUUCUCGACAACGGAUCUUGGAACAAGAGACUUCACCCUGGGUUCGCUGCACAUGACGCCUUUCUCUGUGUUGCGCUCGCUGAAGCUGGCGUCACGGGCGCGUCGCACGCGAUUGAGGGAAAAUGGGGUUUCUUGCAGGCUUAUUCGUCCAAGGCCAAUGCUACCGGUCUGACGGACGACCUGGGGACGUCAUGGCUAUUUGAGGAGACUGCGCUGAAGCCGUUUCCUGCUUGCCGGUUUACGCACGCUGCCAUUGAGCUCACGGCAAAGGUCGCGGCCGAAACUGGGUCGCAGAAGCUACCUGAGAGUAUCAAGGUCUGGGUGAACCCUUCUGGUUAUGAUAUCAUCGGUCGGCCAAGUCCGAACAAACUGCACCCAAAGACCAUCGUUGAUGCCCAGUUCAGUAUGUACUACCAAGUUGCUGUCGCUUGGCUAUUCGGUAUGGAGAUCGGAUGGAGUGCCUAUGAUUCGGAAAAGAUGAAAGACGGGCAGGUGGCGGAUCUUUGCGACCGGAUUGAGGUCAUCAUAGAUGAGGAUUGGAAGUACGAUUUCGGGGUGCGGAUGCUGUUCAAUGGGCUUGACGGACGAGAGAAUAGAGAGGAGGCUAUGCUGCAUCCAUUAGGCGAAGUUCAUCAUCCGUUUCCCAGCGCAAAAGUUCGGGAUAAGUUCAGGGGCUUGGUCAAACCUGUGUAUGACCCGGAGCGGACUGAGAUGAUCUUAAGUGCCGUGGAAAGCCUCGCCGAAGGGUCUUCCCAGGAUCUGUUAAAGCUGCUAUGA
This is a messenger RNA of Colletotrichum truncatum, 1416 nucleotides long. RefSeq lists its product as uncharacterized. NCBI's taxonomy places the organism in Eukaryota, Fungi, Ascomycota, Sordariomycetes, Glomerellales, Glomerellaceae. The record is from RefSeq and is a predicted model, not a curated record. Gene Ontology annotation, molecular function: lyase activity.